AAAUCAUUUGCUUAAUUUUAGGCUCUCGUGGAUGCCCCUGACAUGGUGAGGAGCCAAAUGAACUUGAAGAGGCUUUCUCUUACCGACAUAAAGAUUGAAAUCAAAAGGGUUCCGAAGAAAAAGACUCUUAUUGCUGCUAUGGAAGCUGCUGAUGUUAAGAACAAGUGGGAAAACAGUUCCUGGGGAAGGAAGCUGAUUGUGCAGAAGAGAAGAGCCUUUUUAAAUGAUUUCGAUAGAUUCAAGCUAAUGUUGGCAAAAAUCAAGAAAGCUGGCGUUGUGAGGCAGGAGCUUGCAAAGCUUAAGCAAGAGGCUGCGGCAUAAGAGUUGACAGAUCCAAGUUCCAGAUUAAGAUUUGGUAGUAGGAUCUUGAAAGGCAUAUUGUUUUAUUAUCCAGAGGUUUACAUUUUAAUGAAUUUUUGUCGCAAGAGGAGAACCUCCAAAUUUGUGGAUGAUGUUUUGAAAAAUUCAAUGUUAUCUGUGACUUGGACCUUUGUUCUCUCAUUUACUGUGAUAUCGUGGUGUUUUGAUCUUA
Olea europaea var. sylvestris is the source of this 532-nucleotide messenger RNA. Its product is annotated as 60S ribosomal protein L14-1-like. Lineage: Eukaryota; Viridiplantae; Streptophyta; Magnoliopsida; Lamiales; Oleaceae. The transcript is spliced from 3 exons. The record is from RefSeq and is a predicted model, not a curated record. Gene Ontology annotation, molecular function: structural constituent of ribosome; RNA binding. Gene Ontology annotation, biological process: translation; ribosomal large subunit biogenesis. Gene Ontology annotation, cellular component: cytosolic large ribosomal subunit; ribosome. Bases 43 to 321 code for a protein of 92 amino acids.